AUGAAGAAAAACAGUAUUAUAGCACUAAGUGACCCAAACUUUAAAAAGAAGCAAGAAAUCCGCCGAAUCCAGCCUCUUUUCCGCAAGCAAUUUCAAUCUCCCCGCUCCUCUUUAACGUCCUUAGUAUCCCCUACCAAUCAGCCUCCAUCUACCUCAAAUUUUCUUCAGAUCGAUUCUAUGUCCCCUGCAGGUGUUCGUCCAGAAACCGCAGAGCCAGUCCUCCACAGCGACGCCCACAUAGAAUCCGAAAUUAAGCGUUUAAUUGGCGAGCGCAUUUCUUUAAUCAGAGAACUUGUGACUUACGGAGAAAAAUACGAAAAUAAGCUGUGCAUGAAAGCCAGAUUCAGCCAAAUGCUUGGGUACUGCCAAAAACUUGAUAGCAUGGUAAAAGAUGCAGGAAGCCAUAUAAAACAAGAAAAAGAGCUCUUUGAUAAACUAGAAAGUGGGCUUGGUGUGAUAAGAUCUCAAGAAAAAAACAAAGAAAGGCUAUCACCAAUGAAAAAUUAUGAAGAAAGUCCGCCUGAUACAGAAGAAGGGUUAGAGCAUCAGCAUUGUGUGGAUAUUUCUGGGGUAACGUGCUUGGCAUACAUAAGGGCAAAUAGGGAUAUGAGUGAAUUUGAAGUAUCCUUGGCCAGAUAAAUUUUAAUGACUAUAGAUUAUAAUUUUUUAUAUCCAAUUUAAUUAAAAUCAGCAUAAAUAUACAUGUGGAUAUAAGCUGUGAAGUUUUUACCUAUGAAUUUAAGCAAUUUCGUUUCAGUAUCCCAGAAGUAGUUAUAGGUGGAAGAUUUCUUUCUCUUGCUGUAGAAUGAGACUUAUUCCCCCAUUUCUAUUUUACUUCCGAAAAUGGGUCGCUAAAGCUAGGUUUUGAUAGAGAGUAUGGAAUUCACAAAAUUUAUAUCAUAGCAAAAAUCAGAGGGUUUUAUUUUCAGCAGGUCUGCGUGAUGUUGACUGAGAAGUCUGAUUCUUUUAUAUUAUCAAUAGAAGAGCCGAGCAUUUCUAAAUCUCCUAUAAAGGCUGAAGUCGCCAAGGAAAGGCUUAAACUCGACUCUAGCGCUGAGCUGAUUUCUUCAUCAAGAAGAAAAGCUUUUAAACAUUUAUUAGAAGAAAAACUAAGUCUGCUAAAAGAUGACGGAGGCUUGAAGCUUACAUGGGGAUCUUCAUUAUGAGAUAUGGAAAAAAGGCUUAAUAAAAGGAAAUCAGAUAUAAGGAAAACCAUGUUUAGCUUUUUCAAUGUAAAAGCUGAUCCUGGACUGUACUCAGACUAUGAUGUACUGAUGCAUCAGGAUAAAAUUAAUAUCAACGGAAACAAAGGCUUGGUGGUUUCUAUUAAAAUUAACACAAUUUUAGACCUGCUGAGGCUGGAAAUAAAAUAUGACAAUUUAUCAAGAAUAAUUAAAGAAGAAGACUAUAGAGAAGAUUUUUUGUUUUUAAAAAGCCUGAGUUUUGAUGGAGAAAUCCAGUAUGCAACGUUAUUCAGGUAAAAUUAAAAUAUUUUUUAAAAUAUAAAAGCAAAAUUAUUUUGAUUUUUUAAAAUUUUUGCGUUUUGUUAUUCAGGUCACUGGAAUUUGAAUAUUUUAUCCGUCAAAUUUCGAUGUCACGCUAA
Blepharisma stoltei is the source of this 1603-nucleotide messenger RNA. The record is from the annotation of a GenBank genome assembly. NCBI's taxonomy places the organism in Eukaryota, Ciliophora, Heterotrichea, Heterotrichida, Blepharismidae.